This is a messenger RNA of Camellia sinensis, 2709 nucleotides long. NCBI's taxonomy places the organism in Eukaryota, Viridiplantae, Streptophyta, Magnoliopsida, Ericales, Theaceae. The record is from RefSeq and is a predicted model, not a curated record.
UUUUCCUUAAAUGAUUUGAAAUAUUUUUGGGCAAUUUUAAGGUUUAAUAAUUAACAGGGUUCUGUGUAAUUAUGCUUCACCAUGUAUAUUGGGUUGGCAGAUGAGAUUGAACUUCUUUGAUUUUUCGUUUAAAGAAAUGUUUCUUGUUUUUUCUUGCAUCCAUCUUGUCUUUCUAUGUGGUCAUUGCGGCCUGUGUGGAUUAAUGUUUUAUAUUGCAUUGUCAAUUAUAAGAAAUCAUAAUGUAAGGGCAUACUUUAGAUAUUCUAAACUUUGAUCAUCAAGGUUGAGCUUUACGCAUGACAGAUCAUAAUAGAUGUGACAUUACUGUUUUUCUCUUUCUGUUUGUUGUAUAAAUUUGGUGUUUCUUUCACAUUACUGUUUCGAAGGAUUUGGGAACUUGCUCUAAACAAUAUUUAUCUUUAUGUUCUUACAGAUUAGCAAAAGAGUCUUUGAAGUGAUGAAAAGUGAAUGCUCUAUGGAUGUUUGGGUUCCGUCUGCAGUAGAGAUGUCGGAAUUAGAUGCUCCAAAAGGACAGCCUCAGAAAGAAAAUGAUCGCGGUAUUAGUGGUUGUAUGGACAAAGCAGAUGGGGGUAACCAAGCGAUUCAAGGGAAAGAUGGGAAAACUAACAGUAAACCAUUUGAAUUGUACAAAAGACGAACAACUGUGGUUGUUAGAAGAAAAACUUUCUUAGAUGUUGUUUGUGAUGCGCUGGCUGAAUACAAGUAUGUGGGUCCCAACCAGAGAGCGGAUUUGGUUUUAGCUUGCAGAAUUCGGGAAAGGAAGGAAUCUGUAACUGUGCUGUUGUGUGGGACCAGUGGUUGUGGCAAAUCUACAUUGUCAGCACUGCUGGGUAGCAGGUUGGGUAUCACGACUGUGAUAUCUACCGACUCGAUUCGGCAUAUGAUGAGGAGCUUUGUAGAUGAAAAGCAAAAUCCCUUGGUUUGGGCUUCAACAUACCAUGCUGGGGAAUAUUUGGAUAUAAAGGCUGUAGCAGCAGCAAAGGCCAAACGAAAAGCUAAAAAAUUAGCUGGUGUUUCCCAGCCACUACCAAAAGAUGAUGUCUCUGAUGGUUCUACAGUUGGAAAGUCUGAUACCCAACCACCAGAAGUGGGUUCUAAUUCUGCCGAAUUUAUCAGGCCGAGACAAAUGGCCAUUGAGGGAUUUAAAGCACAAAGUGAAAUGGUCAUUGACAGCCUUGACCGGCUGAUCACUGCAUGGGAAGAACGGAAAGAAUCAGUAGUAGUUGAGGGUGUCCACUUAAGCCUUAAUUUUGUGAUGGGGCUUAUGAAGAAACAUCCUUCAAUCAUACCAUUCAUGAUAUACAUAACAAAUGAGGACAAGCACAUGGAAAGAUUUGCAGUUCGUGCAAAGUACAUGACUCUAGACCCUGCUAAAAACAAAUAUGUAAAAUAUAUUCGAAACAUCAGGUCAAUCCAAGAAUAUCUCUGCAAGCGAGCUGACAAGCAUUUGGUCCCAAAAAUAAAUAAUACGAAUGUUGACAAGAGUGUGGCUGCCAUCCACGCAACACUUUUUAGCUGCCUUAGAAGGCGUGAGGCCGGGGAGCAACUUUACGAUCCUGCCACAAAUACAGUUUCCGUGGUUGAUGAAGAAUACAUGAAUCAAUGUGCUGCCAAUUCAUUGAGCUCCAAGGGCAUGUUCCAACUUAUUCAAAGACAAGGUUCUACUAGGCAUCUCAUGGCUCUUCUGAAUAACGAUGGCUCUGUGGCAAAGGCUUGGCCGGUUCACUCAAUUGACUGUAAUGGCAAGCACAUAGUGGAUGAAUCUACUCAGAAAGGGGUUGGGUCACCGAUGUAUGGGCCGUUGCAGAUUGGUAAAGCCGAACCUGUUAAUCUUCAGUUUGGUAACUUUGGGAUCAGUGCUUGGCCCAGUGAUACUGGUGGCACAAGUCGUUGCAGCAGUGUUGAUGAGAGGGGUGAUAUCACUGACAAUGGUAGUAGAUAUUAUUCUUCCUGUUGUAGUUCGCCCAGGAUGUCUGAUGGACCAGCCAAGGAGCUCAAGGAGGAGCAUUCUGUGCAUGGCAGUGAUGAGGAAGUUGAUGAUACUCCCGAGGUGGACAGCGACGAGGAUUUUAGUGAUGAUGGUCGAAAACAAAUUGAUGAAGAGGGUUCUGUGGAUGAGGAAUCCACUAAAUCGGAUGAAGAGUACGAUGAUCUUGCGAUGCAGGAUAACCAAGACAGUGGCUACUGGACAGAUGACGAUGAUGAGUUCAAGGCUAAGGUUGUGCCUAUUUCUGGGGAGGAACCAACUUGUGAGGUUCUGGGUAUCCAUGGAAAUGAUAAGAAAAAUUUUAACCGCCUCUUAAGAACUACUAAAAGUGAACCAGUGUCUGAGCUACCUUGCUCUCUGUCUUCUUUACUGAAGGAGAAGAAUGAAAAGAGAGUGACAUCUCCAUGUCAUGUCAAAAUGCGAAAACGUUCGCAUAGUAUACCCGCGUUUGGAAAGCAUGGUUCAGUUAUCAAAGGUCCCAUUCUCUCUGGAACACCACAAAGGUAGCUGGCAUUUUUUGUUUUUUUUUUUAUAAUUUUUGCAUCCUUUCUUUUUGAUGUCUCCCUUAGCCUUUUGGCAUUGCGGUUUAAAUAGUAAUGAGGCGAUUCGCCUCACUGUAUAGAAUAUUUUUGAGAGUAUUGACACAUGACUCUGUAUUUUUCUUGCAAUUUUGCUUUUGUGCCCAAGCUUUCAUCUUUCAA